AUGAAGAAAGUAAUAUUUUUAUGCCUGUUGUCGCUAUCCGUGUGUCUAAGCAAGCCAGCUGACGAAAAAGUUUCACCGGUUUCAAAUGCGAGUACUACAGUUGAUCCUAAAAUCACAAAACCAACCGAGACGAUCUCUUCUCAGGCCACUCAGACCACUCUUGCACCAACUGUCAAAGAAAACGCCACAGAGCAUCAAGAGCUUAAACCGUCACCUUCAUCACCGCCAAAACCAGAAAGUACUAAUAAGACUUCAGACAAACCUGCAAAAGAAGAAGAAAUUAAGCCCGCUGCAGCUAACGAAACUAAAGUGGUGCCAACCAUACCAAAUAAGGAUGUAAAGCCUGCUGAAGAAAAACCCAAAAAUGAAACCACGACCGAGAAAGGGCCUAUGAAAACAACUGAAACGCCAAAAGUUACUGAAACGCCGAAACCUGACAUGCACAUAGUUGAAAAAGCGAGAGGCUUUGAUGGACCUAGUUUCUUUGGUGGCAUCGUUCUGACUUUGGGUCUACUUGCUAUUGGAUUCAUGGGAUUCAAGUACUACAAAAACCAAACCGAAAGGAACUAUCACACUCUC
This is a messenger RNA of Brenthis ino (lesser marbled fritillary), 579 nucleotides long. The record is from the annotation of a GenBank genome assembly. Lineage: Eukaryota; Metazoa; Arthropoda; Insecta; Lepidoptera; Nymphalidae.